CAGAAGCAAUGAUUGGGUUGUUUAAAGUAAAGGAAAAGCAAAGAGAACAAGCUCAGAAUGCUAGCAGAGGAGGUGGAGCUUCUGUUAAGAAGCAAUCUGCUGGUGAACUUCGUCUUCACAAAGAUAUAUCAGAGUUGAACCUUCCGAGCUCGUGUACGAUAACUUUCCCUAAUGGCAAAGAUGAUUUGAUGAACUUUGAAGUCUCCAUUAAACCUGAUGAUGGUUACUACCAUAAUGGUACAUUUGUUUUCACGUUCCAAGUGUCUCCUGUGUAUCCACAUGAAGCUCCUAAAGUUAAAUGCAAAACCAAGGUUUAUCAUCCCAAUAUUGAUUUGGAAGGAAACGUCUGCCUCAACAUCUUGCGUGAAGACUGGAAACCAGUUCUUAACAUCAACACUGUUAUCUAUGGACUCUUCCAUCUUUUCACUGAACCAAACUCUGAAGAUCCACUGAACCAUGAUGCAGCACAAGUUUUAAGGGAUAACCCUAAGCUGUUUGAGACCAAUGUCCGUAGGGCCAUGACUGGUGGGUAUGUUGGUCAGACCUUUUUCCCGCGCUGUAUCUAACAAAAGCUCUGGUUCGUCUUCUUCUUCAAGCAAAAAAAGAGAGAAGAACCAAAACCCUUUUAUCCGCCAUUGUAUUUCUCGAAGAAACCCUUGUUUAUUGCAAGACUACGUUCUACUUUCCCUUAGCUCGUGUGAGUUCGACAAAGGAGACUGAAAAGGAACUGAGAACUUAAAAAUGUGGAUUGUGUAACAUGCUUGAUCUUUGUCUUUUAUUUAUGGUUCUCCUCGAAA
Molecule: messenger RNA, 797 nt
Organism: Raphanus sativus (radish)
Lineage: Eukaryota; Viridiplantae; Streptophyta; Magnoliopsida; Brassicales; Brassicaceae
Product: NEDD8-conjugating enzyme Ubc12-like
Biological process (GO): protein neddylation
Cellular component (GO): nucleus
Molecular function (GO): NEDD8 transferase activity
Source: RefSeq, a predicted model, not a curated record